UAUACAGUACCGAACUGCUCCGGGGGUUAAUUAAUUUAACCAACCGUCAUUAAGAGAAAAGAAAAAAAAUCAGAACUGACAUCAAACUAAUAUUAAAUUAGGUUGAUACUUACUAAUCAUAAACAAAUAUACUUAUAUAUCAUAAUGAAAGCUUCAGCUGGUAUAUUGAAACACAUACCAUUGAUUAAAUUCGUUGGUGGUCCACAUGUUGCUCACCAUGCAUCUGCUGCAGUUAAACCACAUCCAUAUGCUCCAAAUGGAUUAGUCCCAACUUCAUUAGCAUCUAGUAUUUCCAGUUAUUUCAAUCCAAGUUCAAUAGAGCCUAAAGAAGGAGAAUUCUUUUCAAGAUCACAAUUAUCACCAAGAUUCAGAUAUAGCGCACCAAAAGAAAUUGAAAUUGAUGAAGUACUUAGUGGUGGAGCUGACAUUAUCUAUUAGUCACUUUCAUUAUUCAAUCCAUUCCAUGUUAACUUAUUUCACUUUCAAAAUCCUGUUCAAAUAUAAGUCAACGUUGUCACCCAUAGAGUACUAGAUCCCUCCUAUUUACAGACCAAAAGCUUUUUUUUUCGAUUUACCUCAUAUACUAUCUAUAUAAUAUAAGAUAUCAUUACACCAUUGUUAGUCCAAAAUUGCCAUUGAUUGUAGUUAUUGUAAAUUUGUAGCUAGCUAGUUAGACUUCUUAACUGUGUAAGGUAUCUCUU
Messenger RNA from Scheffersomyces coipomensis, 701 nucleotides. RefSeq names its product mitochondrial 37S ribosomal protein YMR31. Bases 145 to 438 code for a protein of 97 amino acids. The record is from RefSeq and is a predicted model, not a curated record. Gene Ontology annotation, biological process: 2-oxoglutarate metabolic process. NCBI's taxonomy places the organism in Eukaryota, Fungi, Ascomycota, Pichiomycetes, Serinales, Debaryomycetaceae. The transcript is spliced from 2 exons.